Messenger RNA from Mesorhabditis belari, 462 nucleotides. The record is from the annotation of a GenBank genome assembly. Lineage: Eukaryota; Metazoa; Nematoda; Chromadorea; Rhabditida; Rhabditidae.
AUGAAAACUAUUCUAUUGGUGAGCGUUGCGCUUUUAGGAUUAGCCAUCGCGAUGAGGGAUCAAUCAAUCGCCGUUAAGGGACGAUUGGUCUGUGGUUCGAAGCCGGCUAGUAACGUGCGCGUGAAGCUCUGGGAGGAGGAUAGUGGACCUGAUCCGGAUGACCUCCUCGAUCAAGGUUACACUGACGGAAAUGGAGAGUUUAGCUUGCAGGGUGGAACCGCCGAGCUCACCCCAAUCGAUCCGAUCUUCAAGGUUUAUCACGAUUGUGACGAUGGAAUUAUGCCUGGGCAUCGAAAAGUGAAAUUUGGCCUCCCCAAAUCGUAUAUCACAGAAGGAAAGACCCCGAAAAAGACUUUUGAUAUUGGAGUGCUGAAUUUGGAGACGAUUUUCGCGAAGGAAGAGCGUGAGAUGAUCAUCAGUCGACGAAGCCUUCGAGGAGCGCGCGACGAUGACCACGACGAU